AAAAAAAACUAAACAAACCCAGAGUUAGCGGAAGAGUGGCGGCGUGUGUGAGGGGAGACAGGACCCCAGCAAAAGGAAGAAUGCUGGAAAACAAGAGAGAAAAAUUGAAAACCUUCCUGAAGAAAAUAGACGAGAAAGCCAUAUUCAGAAUAAAGCACUUCAUGAAGGAAAGCUGUACGGUGGAUGGUGGAGGAAAGGUGAGAAAGGGGAAGAGCAAGAAAAAGUUGGAGCCACGGAAAGCACAAAGUCUAGAGGAAGCCCAGCUGGAGAUCCAGCAACACAACAAGAACCUCGCCAAACAGACCCUUGUCAGGUCGCAAACGUUUGACUCGGACAGAAGCUUUGAACGGACAGAGGGCAGCAUUGGACGAAGUAGCUUUAUAAAGCACAACAAAACGUUCCACAAGCUGUUUCCAGAUAUUUCUGAAAGCGAGGACUUAAUACAUGCCUACAUCUGUGCCCUGCAGAAGGAAGUGCCCUACCACGGCAGGCUGUACGUGUCCGAGAACUACGUGUGCUUCUACUCCUCGGUCCUCCUGAAGGACACCAAGGUGGUGAUCCCCGUGUCGAGUGUGCACUUCCUGAAAAAGCAGAACACAGCCCUGUUGGUUCCCAAUGCUCUGUCCAUCCGCACCAAUGAAGGAGAGAAGUAUUUGUUUGUGUCUCUGCGAAACCGGGAGGCAUGUUACAAACUCCUGCACUCCAUCUGUCCUCAUCUGGAGGAUGGGAGUACCAACAGCAGCCCGCUCUUCUCCUCUGCAGAACACAGCUUUGAUCAAAGCAAGCACAUGAACUCCAGCCAGUCCAGUCUGGAGGACAGCUUUGACCAGCUGGACAGGGGAGACUCCAGCUUGCGUCUGGGCUCACCCCCUCCCAGGCUGACCAGAGAUGCAGUGCCUCAUAGGAGCUCCACCUUGAGGACCUACACUCACAGGGAAAAGGAAGACAGCUCCACGGAGGAGGACACAGGUGGCUCAUGGGUUUGGACCAUGGCCGAGAGCGUCAGAUCUCACCUCAUCCAGAGAGAAUCCUGCAGUCUCAACACCCUGCUCUUCAUCUACCUACUGCUAGUGGUGCUGCUCCUGCUGUCCUCGGGGUACAUCGGCCUGCGCAUCGUGGCCCUGGAGGAGCAGCUGACCUCCCUGGGGGCCCUGCCACAGUUCUCCUUGCAGAACGGGUAAGCCUCCUCCCCUGCAUCAGCAAACAUCCACCAUGCAUCAGUCAUCACGGUGCACAUGGUGUCAUUCUCACACAGGCCAUGUUCCACCUGCAGUAUGCAGAGCAGCUCUACCUAGGGCUUUGUUUCUCACACAUUAGAGCAGGUGUGUGUUCUCAUGCGAUUGUGUACAGUCCUUUGGGAACAGUCCCACCCACAUUUACCUCAUAUAUGAUCAGACAGAUAAGGCAUAAAGGAGAA
Molecule: messenger RNA, 1417 nt
Organism: Megalops cyprinoides (Indo-Pacific tarpon)
Lineage: Eukaryota; Metazoa; Chordata; Actinopteri; Elopiformes; Megalopidae
Product: GRAM domain-containing protein 2B
Exons: 12
Coding region: 81-1181 (366 amino acids)
Source: RefSeq, a predicted model, not a curated record